ACAGUGAGGAAACAGGAAGUGGACAAACAUUUGUUUUCAUCACCCACAAAAAAAAUGGGGGCCGCGCUGGACGUCCCCACGCAGUGUCCCCUGUGCAACGAGCUGACCCGGGACCCGGUCAUCCUGAAGUGCCAACACCGCUUCUGCUCACGAUGCAUCGGAGACUUGUGGAGCGUCGCUCCGAACGGGCCGUACCAUUGUCCAGAGUUCCGGUGUAAAACUGUGUACCAGACUCUGCCGUUCGAUCGCAGCUUCGUGCCGUCCGGCCCGAAUCCAUGGGGUGAGCCUAACAGCAGCAGCAGCAGCGCAGCCACAUCCAAUAAUCAUGCACGAAACAAAUUUGACUCUGCAUUGAGGAGGCCCUCACUCACCAGCCGACUCCUGGGGAAGAGAAAGGCCGGCACUCCUGCAUCUGAGCCACCUGAUACCAAGCGAUCAACUGUGUCCUCCCCCUGUGAGCAGUCCAAUUCCACUGAGACACCCACAACUUCCUUUUCACAUGAAUUUGGGCAGUCAUCCAAUGUGGAGACAUCCAAGGUAGAGGAGCACCCAGAAUCUUCACAGUCUGAGCAUAAUAGUGCCCCAUCCUCCGGUAAAAGGUCUGGCAGCGAGGCAAACCAGCAGAGCCAAUGUAAUUCAGAAGUCAUCACAGUCAACGAGACCGACAGCUCAGAUGAAGUUGAUAUAUGUGAGGCACCUCUUCUUGCAACCCCCAGGAAAAAGAAAGGACUUCAUGCAUCACCAAGGAAACCUGCCUCACCUGCCAAUUCUGAUUGCUCUCCUGGAGAUAAAGACAAGUCUCCUGAUCAUCCUGCCAAGCCACCUCUGCUGUUCACCAAGCAUUCUACUGCUUCAGGAUCUUCAAGUCACAAGGGCAUCUUUUCCAUGACGGAGAACAAAAAUACCAGCCCUGUGCCCUGCCAUUAUUGUCCAAAGAUGGGGUAUCAGUCUGCUGUGAAGACCUGUUUGGUGUGCGGAGCUUCCAUGUGUAAAGAGCACCUACGUCCACAUCUGGACUCUCCUGUGUUUCGGAGUCACACACUGGUUCCUCCCGUGGAGGACAUUUCUCCCUGGAGGUGCCAGGAGCACCAUGAGAUGAACAGGAUCUACUGUCGGCAGUGUGAAGUGUGUGUGUGCACGGUGUGUACUGUCAUAGGAUCUCACCGUGGCCAUGUCUGCAUCAGCAUCAGGGAGGCAGAGAGCGAGCUCAGGGGGAACCUGAAAGAAGAGAUCAAACAACUGCAAAAUGCUGAACAGCAAGUGAUGAGCAGAGUCACUGAACUUACAGAGAAGAAAGAGACUUCAAGAGUGGCUUUAAGUGAAGCACGAGAAGGAGUGCAACAGCAGUAUGGAGCCAUCAGAGAGGUCCUGGAGCAGGAGGAGCAAUCGGCUCUUCAGUGUGUGAUGAAGGAGGAGAGCAGGGUGGUGGGCUGGCUAGAGGAGAAACUCGGCCAGCUCCAAAGCUCCCUGCUAUCCAUCCAUCAAGGUCUCCACACCCUGGAGGCACUGGCCGAUAGCAAGGGAGACACACGCAUUCAGGACCAGGCCUUCAUUAAGGAGUACAGCAAGGUGGCCCAGCUUGCUAAUGACACGGCUGGUUGUGUGGAGCAAUUCGAGGUUCCAGAGGAGGUGGAUCGGGCCCGGCUGAAAUGUUUGCAGCGCUGGACAGAGAAGCGUCUUGACACACUCGCCAUCACUGAGCCUGGCAAAGACCGAGAUCUGUACAGACUUCGCUAUGGAACCAUUCCGAUCUUGGACGCAGAUACAGCCCAUUCAAAGUUGCAGCUAUCUGAGAACAACAGGAGAGCGAUCUACAGCGAGACUCAGCAGCUCUACGCUGAGCACGAAGCUCGCUUCAGCUGUUUCCCACAAGUGCUGGCCUCCUGUGCCGUGGACAGUGGCCGCUGGUACUGGGAGGUGAACGUGUCUGUGGAUGACGGCCGAUGGAAGGUGGGAGUGUGUGAGGGACAGAUAGAGAGGAAGGGCCAAAAGGACAGCUCACGUCUGGGCUUCAACGUUUACUCCUGGUGCAUCGCCUGUGACAAGAAGAAGGUAGAAGCUCAGCAUAACAAAGUGUCCGUUCCUGUGGCCGUGGACAGGCUGAACAGGGUGGGAGUGUUCCUUGACUUUGAAGAAGGCAUUUUAUCAUUUUUUAAUGUGACACCAGGGGGCAGUCUAACACUGAUGUAUUCCUACAAGCACAGCUUUUCUGAUCCCCUUUACCCGGCCUUUUCUGUGUCAAAAACACAGCUGGCCGUCUGUGAUCUGUUCCAAACAUAAUCUGUCAAACACUGACAUUUCAGUUCUGCUGUAAAUUUGCAGAAUACUCUUUUUGUACGUAGAAAAUUUUAUUCAUUAUAAUUGUUUGCAGGCACAUCAUGCCACACUGUAAAUAAUGCUAUGCUUUUGCCAACAUAUGAUUGAAUGUCAUUUGUAUGAUACUGGGAAUGCUAUCCGCUAUAUAUUAUACAUAGUACAUUCCAAAAGUUGUUUUUAAUCAGGGUUUUAAAAUUUAAAAAAAAUUAUAUCUGAAAAUUUAAAAAAAAUUAUAUCUGUGUCCAUCUGCGAAGAAAUGACAGUGUUUUUACAUGAUGGUAUCAAAUCAAUGUCUUGAAUCUUUUAUCCUCUGAGCCUUUUUUUCCCACAAAUAAAUAGUCUACGUUUCUAGAACAAGUGCAUUCUAUUUCCUGUUUAUAUUUAAAUAGAACUAUAGAGUCGUAUGCGUAUGAAUGGGUGGUGUGUUUUCUCCACAGAGAGUGCCGGUUGACAUUUUAACCAAACUCUCACUGCCUUCACCACAUGUGAGCUUUACUGAUGAUAAACACUGCCUCAGGGACAAACUCCUUAGAGCGUUACAAAUUGCUCAAGUCAAUACAUUGUCCUGUUUAUCUGUAGCCGCUGAGAUUCAUUUGUUCUGACUGAAGGUGUGUGUUUGUGUGUGUGUGUGUGCUUGAAGUCAUUUGCGAUCAGUUCCUUCUGGAGUCCUGUUAAAGCAAAAGCGUGCCAGUGGUUUAGGAACAGCUGGCCACGGAUCAAGGUUGAUCCACACACGUUGACUAAGAAACAAAAGCUUCAGGAUCUACAGUAUGAAAUGAACUACUGAAAGUCUUAAAUAAGCUCGAGCACAAUCAUUCAGGGUGAACUGAUCUUUGUACAGACCAAGGUCCAGUUGGUUAUAUUUUGUUGUUUAAUGCCUCGUUUUGAUUCAAAAAAUAAAAUAAAAA
Messenger RNA from Solea solea (common sole), 3224 nucleotides. RefSeq names its product tripartite motif-containing protein 14. The transcript has 7 exons. The coding region runs from base 55 to 2280 and encodes 741 amino acids. The record is from RefSeq and is a predicted model, not a curated record. Gene Ontology annotation, molecular function: protein binding; zinc ion binding. Lineage: Eukaryota; Metazoa; Chordata; Actinopteri; Pleuronectiformes; Soleidae.